AAAGCAGUACGGGACUGGGAGGCAACAAAGCAACAGCCUUUCAGCCUUUGGUGGGACUCCCUGUCAUCUUCGACAUCAGGAUGGGGAACCCUUCUUCGUGCUGUCAAACAGGCCUUUCUAGAUGCUGCCACUGCCCCUAAAGAGGAAAUGGAACAAAAUGGGACCGAUUCUUCAUAUGAGUACCAGAAUGUCAUGGAUUCUGCACAGUUUCCAGUACUUUGUAAUGGCUCAGAAACUAGCAACUGGACCCGGAAAUCUCUGUCUUGGAUCUUGCCUAACAGGACAAAAGCAGAGCUGAAUAUGCAAAUAUGGCGCAUUGUCCCUUACUGGCUUCAAGUUGAUCCUGACUCUAUCUCGUUACUGCUGCCUUCUGUAACCUCCAGAGAUGCUGGAAACUACACCUGCCACUGGAAGAACCAGAGUCAGCAUUUUCAGCUGGAAGUGUCAGCAAAGUCAGGUACACCUCAAGCUGUUUGGCAGCAUUUUGGAAAACAGCACUGGAUCAUCUGGAGUGUGGCCCUAGGAUACCUGGCUGCUUGCCUUGGCUCCCUCUUCUGCUUCCUGCGGUUUAAGCGUGCCUUUCAUGCACGUAGAGAGAAGAAGCAGCUGAGGGAACCAGCCAGGAGAAAGUUCUUCCAUGCCCAGCGGAACAAGGCACCAGGCCCUGAUGGAAUUCUGCUGCCUGCAAUGAAUGGAGAUGGCAAGGAGCAAAUGGAUGCCUUCUCCUAUGAGAAUAUAUUGCCGAACAUGAGUUCAAGGGGUGGCCAGCAGUCCCUACAGAAAGCAAACACCCUGCCUGCAGCUGGCAAGAUGGAAGACGAUGAUGAUGAAGAGUAUGAGCAUCCAGACAGUGAGAUAGAACAGAAAUCAGAUGAUGAGGACAACUAUGAGAACGCCCAGGAAGAAGUGAAACAGGAAGACGUGGUUUCGAACGAUGGUUCCUCUUAUGAAAACAGCAAAAAAGAGAGAUGUGGCUCAGAUGGUGACAACUAUGAAAAUGUGGAAGAAGAGAUUGUUUUGAGUCCUGGAGCUGCACGACUUAUUGCAGGUUUGCGCCUGCAGCUGGCUCUAGACCCCCAAGUGGACAAGCAGGAUGGGGGCAGUGAGGCAUCGACAGGCUCCCAGUCAUAUGAAGAGAUGAAUGGAACCUUGAGCCCCACCACAAGCAAAGGUCUCCAAACAAGCAAUGAGGAGGAUGGUGAUUCCUAUGAAAACAUGGAGAGCCCCAACUCCUUCAGUUUACGGAAGGAAGGCAAUGUGGAUCCAGGAGGGGAAGGAGUUGCCUUUGGUUCCGUGCGGCAAAAUCUCUCCAUUUCUUUUGGGGCUGAUCUCAAAGGAGCUCUGUAAUGCUUACACUAGAACAAGCCAAUGCAGAAGGGCAAGCUUGGGUACUUGGCUGUCCACAAUUCCUUUCCUCCCUCAAACUAAAGUGAACUCACCCAGGCUCCCUGCUUCUUCCAAGAUUUUGGCACUCUCUUGGAGCAGAAGGAUAGGAAAGUAAUAUUGGGAGACUGAACUCCUGGGUUUGAUCACCACCAGGAAAACCAGCAUGGAGUCUUCUAUUCCUGAGUGGGAGGCAGAAGGGACUGAUGGAGACAUUCAAUUUUGUGAAAAAUGAAAGUGAUAUGAGAGAGGCAUUUUGUAUAUAUAAGACAAUUAUUCCUUUGUUCUCCCAUCACAGCUGGCCAAAGUUUCUUGAAACAAGAUAGAAACCUGUAUAUUUUGAUAGAUAUCACUUGAAUAGUGAGUCUGUUUGCUAUAAAUUCACACUCAUUCGUUUUUGGCCAGCUAUAUGAUCUACCUCACGGAAUGAAGUUGAAAAGCAACCGGUUCUUUCAUGUUUCAGCAUAAAUUUAGGGUUUGGAAUUUCAAUAGGCUGACUCUUGUGCUGGUCAGAAACCACCUCCCCUCCUUCCUACUUGCCCAGUUGUUUAUAUUCUUGUUACUAUGAAAGAAAAGCUAAAAAGCCAGAAAUCCACCCACGUAAUACCUUAAUUAGGAUCAAACAAAUGACACAUGACAGUAUGCAAACUUUCAAGUUCUCCAGAACUCUAGAUCAGACCAGAUGGUACAGAAUGAAAAUGGGCAGAGUAGAAUUUAAGCACAUUCUUCAUAUGGUGUUAAGACCUCCUUAUGUCAAUAUAUAAUGGAUUUUAUUUUUAAAGAAUACUUAUUAUUUUAUUGAUAAGAUUAAAAGCCCAAUAAAAAGGGGCAUAGAAAAGAGAAAGAAAAAGGAAUGAAAUAUGUAUUAUUUUUCUUUGCUUUUUUUCUUUAUUCUUUGUUCUUCUCUUUUUCUCUCCUUUUUAAUCCCUUUUCUUUCUCUUUUAAAUAUAUUAUGGAAUUUCUGACAGGCAAAGAUUCAUGUUUCAGGUUGCUGCAGGCCAUAAUGACUUUAAAGCAAUUUUUUACUAUUUUCCCUUUCUUGCCAGCCAGCUCUCCAGACUAUUGACUGGUUGACCAUUGUAAAGCCCCCACAUA
Eublepharis macularius is the source of this 2478-nucleotide messenger RNA. RefSeq names its product CD19 molecule (gene CD19). Bases 148 to 1347 code for a protein of 399 amino acids. Gene Ontology annotation, cellular component: external side of plasma membrane. NCBI's taxonomy places the organism in Eukaryota, Metazoa, Chordata, Lepidosauria, Squamata, Eublepharidae. Gene Ontology annotation, biological process: B cell proliferation involved in immune response; regulation of B cell activation; B cell receptor signaling pathway. The transcript is spliced from 15 exons. The record is from RefSeq and is a predicted model, not a curated record.